Messenger RNA from Lasiodiplodia theobromae, 1386 nucleotides. RefSeq names its product MFS sugar transporter. Gene Ontology annotation, molecular function: carbohydrate:proton symporter activity. Gene Ontology annotation, biological process: transmembrane transport; carbohydrate transport. Gene Ontology annotation, cellular component: membrane. Bases 1 to 1386 code for a protein of 461 amino acids. NCBI's taxonomy places the organism in Eukaryota, Fungi, Ascomycota, Dothideomycetes, Botryosphaeriales, Botryosphaeriaceae. The transcript has 5 exons. The record is from RefSeq and is a predicted model, not a curated record.
AUGGAGCCUAAGAACAAGUCAGGCGCUAUUCAAGCACUCGUUGUCGCCAUCUAUGAGAUCGGCUGUCUCAUUGGAUCUAUCCUGAUCAUCUGUUAUGGUGACAAGCUCGGAAGACGACGAGCAGUGUUGAUUGGGACGCUGAUCAUGCUCGCCGGAACCGCCAUCCAAGCCGCAAUCGUGACGGGCAUCGGAAACGGCAUGAACACCUCCUCAAUCCCGGUCUGGCAAUCCGAAAUGGCACCACCCAAGACCAGAGGCUUCCUCGUGCUCUUCGAAGGCGCCCUGAUCACCGGCGGCAUCAUGGUCAGCUACUGGCUCAACUACGGCUUCUGGUUCGUCAACCAAAACUCAUUCCAAUGGCGCUUCCCGCUCGCCUUCCAAGCCGUCUUCGGCCUCAUCCUGAUCGGCGGCAUCCUGCUGUUCCCGGAGUCGCCGCGGUGGCUGCUCAAGCACGGCCGCGACGAGGAUGCCUUGCAGAUCCUGGCCAACCUGCACAGCACGACCGUCGACGACGCGGAGCUGCUGCGCGACGUCGACGAGAUCAAGAAGGUCAACGCCAUCACGACGGGCAGGAGGCUGACGGUGAAAGAGUUCUUCUCGAACGGGCCCGAGAAGAACGGGUGGCGGGCGGGCGUCGCGUUCGCGUCGCAGGCCUUCCAGCAGAUUGGCGGGAUUAACCUCGUCACCUACUACGCCACCACCGUCUUCGAAACCUCGCUCUCCUUCUCCCCCGAGCUCUCGCGCCUGAUGUCCGGCUUCCUCGGCACCGAGUACUUCCUCGCCGCCGUCCUGGCCCUCUUCAUCGUCGACCGGCUCGGCCGCCGUCGUCUCAUGAUGUGGGGCGCUCUAGGCAUGGCGCUCUGCCUGCUGAUCAUCGGCAUCUGCCUCUCGCAAACGACGCCGUCCUAUCGCGCGCCGGCCUACGCCGCGACCGUCUUCAUCUUCGUCUACAACACGUGUUUCGCCGUGGGGUGGCUGGGCGUGACGUGGCUCUACCCAGCAGAAGUGACGCCGAUCCGCAUCCGCGCCGAGGCCAACGGGCUGUCGACCAGCGCCAACUGGAUCUUCAACUACGCCGUCGUGCAGCUCAGCCCCAUCAUGAUCAACCGCAUCAGCUGGCAGACGUACUUCGUCUUCAUGUGUUUCAACCUGGCCUUCGUGCCGGUCGUGUACUUCACGUUUGUCGAGACGAACGGGUACAAGCUCGAGACGAUGGACGGCAUCUUCGCCGAGGCGCAUGAGAAGGGCGAGAAUCCCGUGUGGACGGAGAAGAGGGUCAGGAAGGGUGGGGAGCUGGAUGUGGUAGUGACGAGGGAGAAGGGAAACUCAAGCGAGGGGAAGAGGAGUCGUAGUUUAGGUGGUGAGGAGCGGAAGGAGCGGGUGUGA